Brassica rapa (field mustard) is the source of this 2968-nucleotide messenger RNA. Its product is annotated as solute carrier family 40 member 2. The record is from RefSeq and is a predicted model, not a curated record. Gene Ontology annotation, cellular component: membrane. Gene Ontology annotation, molecular function: iron ion transmembrane transporter activity. Lineage: Eukaryota; Viridiplantae; Streptophyta; Magnoliopsida; Brassicales; Brassicaceae. Gene Ontology annotation, biological process: iron ion transmembrane transport.
AAUUUUGUGAAAAUGUGUGUAGUAGAAUAACUGAAUACUUCAACAGACAUCCUGUUAAGUUCUUCUAGUUAGGUGACAAAAGCGUACAUUUUGCAUUUUGUUUACUGUGACAGCGUAACGUGACAAUCAGUUACAAAAGUACGUCCAAAACUUUGAGACUGUAUUAAAAACAUGAUGCCAUGCUACAUGAGUUCAUGUCUUAAUAUAAUAUAUAAGAUGUUUCUUGUUCGUAUAUGCCUACAGUAUUUUCAGAAAAUCGAGAUAUCAUGAGAAGAUAAUGUUGAAAUUUGUACAUUGAUAGAACAAAUUAUUUAUUUAUUUUUUGGUAGUCGAUCGAACAUAUAUAUUAUAUCGUAACAAGUUGUAUACUUAUAUAUAAACUAUGAUUCUCACACGAAAAAUGCCGUCUUAGUUACUCAGUCGCUGUGUUGUCUGAUAUAUUAUUUAGUAUUGAUGAUAUAGAUCGCAUCAUCGUUGAAGCCAAAAAUCGAAGAAAAUAUUCGGAGUGGCUUAAUAACACACAGGUGCCCUUAAAACUCUCUCCGUCUCGAUCUGCUCUGACUUCCACGACUUUGAUUUGGUGAUUCAAUCAUUCAUCCUCCCAGCUCGUGUGCCGGGUGAGGUUUUGUUUCUAACUUUCUAGCGUCCGUUGAAGAUAUUCGUUUUGUUUUCUUCAGAUUGUUUAAUGUUUUCAUGGGGAUGAAUACCGUUGGAAGUCAAAUAGUGGAGUAGUAUUUAGAUGGAACUAUGUCUUUUAGGAAAGUUGGACUUUUAGUUGGAUUUUAUUGAUCUUUCAGAAAGUUUUGUUACAUCUUCUAUAUCAGAUGCAAAAGUGAGAAACCAUAACUCAUUGUUUUGACCGGUUUACAAAUUAAAAUAUGUUUUUUCGAUGGAUCAGAAAUUGUCAUAUGACAGAUUCUUAUCAUCUUAUUUCUAACGAGUAAAUGCUUUCUUUAAAAAUUAAUGAAACGCCCAACUUCCAUAUACUUUUAUGCACUUAACUAAAUGGUGUUUGACACUGGAAACUUUUAUUUUUAUUAUUCGAAUUACUUGAGAUUUCUACUGAAAUUUUUAUUUCCAAUUUUUUUAAAAAUAAUAAGAUGUUAUAUUUGUAAAAAUCAUAUGAUAUGUUCAAUGAAAUACAUACGGAUUAUUGUAAAAUAGCACGUCAUAUCAUUAUGUCAAACAACAUGUUAUAUUAACAAAAAUUAUGUGAAACCUUUGUCAUAGUGAAAAUAAUAUUAAUAUUGUGCCGAUAAUUUUAUUCAGUUUUUUUUAUUUAUCCCCAUCCAUUGUUAAAUAGUUACACCCUUUCAAUAGAAAACCUACCUAGCAACAUAUAAUGAACACUGAAUUGGCUUUGAUCGAUGUUUCUGAGUAUCAGAUUCAAUUAAAAUUCGGAGGUAAGAAUCAAAUCAUUCGGACGAAAUGGAAGAGACAGAAACUAGGGUUUUCCUAUCAAGCGAACAACAUCAAGAAGAAGAAGAGCCACUGUUACCACGUUCCAUGGUGAUCUCUCUCUAUCUCGGCUAUUUUCUUGCUCGAUGGGGUGCCAGAACUUGGGAAUUCUCUGUUGCUCUCUAUAUGAUUUACCUCUGGCCAAACUCUCUGUUCCUCACUGCCAUGUACGGUGCUGUAGAAUCCGGCUCCACCGCCAUUUUCGGUCCCAUUGUAGGCCAAAUGAUAGAUGGAAUGAGCUACGUUAAAGUCCUUAGACUGUGGCUUGUUACUCAGAACCUCUCCUUCAUUGUUGCUGGUGGUUCAGUCAUUGCUUUGCUGCUAGUUCCUGAUCUCAAGUCUCAAAACUUCCCGGUUUUCUCAGCAUUAGUCGUGUUAACAAACCUUUCUGGUGCCAUUGGUGUACUCUCGACUCUUGCUGGCACCAUUUUGAUCGAACGAGACUGGGUUGUGGUUAUGUCGGAAGGUCAUUCACCGGAUGUUUUAACAAGAAUGAACUCUGUUAUUAGAGGAAUUGACUUGAGCUCUAAGCUGCUGUCUCCGGUUAUCACCGGUUUAAUCAUUAGCUUUGUCUCUCUAGAAGCAUCAGCGGUCACGUUUGCGGCUUGGGCUACUAUAACCGUGUGGAUCGAAUAUUGGCUCUUUAUAUCUGUAUAUAACGGUGUUCCUGCGAUACUACAAAGCGAUGAAAGAAGGAGUUUAAGGUUGUCGUCUCAAACAGAUAUUGCAUCUCAGUAUUAUGUUCCUCUUUUAAACGAUGAGAACACACAAAGUAGAAGCGGAAACAUGAGGAUUCUUGAGAGAAUCUCUGAGUCUCCUUUUGUUGGCGCAUGGAGGAAUUAUCUUAAUCAAGAUAUUGUGCUUCCUGGAGUUGCUUUGGCUCUAUUGUUCUUCACUGUGCUCAGCUUUGGAACAUUGAUGACGGCAACGUUGGAGUGGAAAGGGAUACCUACUUAUAUCAUUGGUAUAGGCAGAGGAAUGAGCGCAGGUGUUGGACUAACUGCUACAGUCGUGUACCCUCUCUUGCUGUCCCGUCUCUCACCACUCAGAACCGGACUCUGGUCCUUCUGGUCUCAGUGGACCUGUCUUUUGGUCUGUGUUGGAUCGAUUUGGGUUCAAAAGGAGAAGGUAGCAUCAUAUAUGCUCAUGGCUGGAGUUGCUGCUUCAAGGCUUGGCUUGUGGAUGUUUGAUCUAGCAGUAAUCCAACAAAUGCAGGAUCUUGUACCGGAAUCGGACCGUUGUGUGGUUGGAGGUGUACAGAACUCGUUACAAGCGGCUCUUGACUUGAUGGCUAAUCUUUUAGGUAUCAUUGUAUCUAAUCCUAAGGAUUUCUGGAUAUUGACGUUGAUCUCAUUCGCUACGGUUUCGUUAGCCGGAGUUCUCUAUACAGUUCAUCUCUACCGUAUCCGAAAACAUCUGUUUCACUUGGAGAAGAUUCCACUAUUGAACAACUUUUUCAUUCGUAAUCAUUCAACUAAUUAGUUACUACAGUCCUACUUUCUUCUCGUAA